This is a messenger RNA of Cylindrotheca closterium, 1866 nucleotides long. The record is from the annotation of a GenBank genome assembly. NCBI's taxonomy places the organism in Eukaryota, Bacillariophyta, Bacillariophyceae, Bacillariales, Bacillariaceae.
AUGGUAACAGGAAAUAUGCUGCCUGAUGCUCGAAACGCUAAAGGAGAAGAAGGAAUUAUGUAUCAUGGGGCAACGCGGGACCGAGGGGAAAAGAAGAAAGUAGGUUGGAAGAAGACCAUAAGCACUUCGGAAUCGUCUAAUGAUGUAGAAGAUCGAAGUCCUAACUGGGACAGCGAAACAGGGAAUAUGCUGUCUUAUUUUCUUGGGGACCCCAUGUCUGGAGGUGAAAACUAUGCUUCGGCAAUGGCAGCGCAUCAGAAUCAAAAGAUGGAAUAUGACAUUCCACCAACGCCUGCAACGAGAUACUACUACCAUCACCCAGAUUCAAAGCCAAAGGCUUCAUACGGAGAAAGUAUGUCAUUGAACAAUCCUCUCAUGAGGAUGAAAGUCUCAAAUAGUGCUGAUAAUAGCAUCCAUGCUGGAGAUCAACCAAUGGGGGGUGUACUUUCUCCAAUUUCACCAACGACAAUGUUUGGCCUUGGCCAAGAACCACUUAUGUUACCUCCUCCGCCCAACAGCCACAAUGAAGCCUACAAAAAUCAUAUUAAUUUGCUUCAGAUGCACAAUGUUGCGAAUGAGCAGCAGCGAGUAGAAGAAGCUCAAAAUAUCUCCAGUAUACCGCCACCGCCAAACAGUCAAAACGAAGCUUACAAAAAUCAUAUUGGUUUGUAUCAGAUGAACUCUGCUGCGAAUGCGGGGCAGCGAGUGGCGGAAGCUUCCACACGCGAAGCUCAAAUUACCAAUAUACCUCCACCUCCCGGGAUGUCCAUGCCACAGCCACUACACUACACUGGUGUACCUUCGAUGCAACCAGUCAAUCUUCAAACGGUCGUCAACCCCGCCUUGUACAGUCACGCUGCACUAAUGCAACAGCACGCAUCGUCCGCUGGUGAAUCCGAAGAGAAACGUGCCAAGCGGUUGGAACGAAACAGAGAAUCGGCACGAAGGUCUCGUAGGAAGAAGAAGGAGCGCUUGUCGUCGUUGGAAGAGAAAGUUUCAAAUCUGUACCAGCGAAUUGAAACAGAAAGAAGGAAUCAGAUCAAUUGCAUGGAUGAUGCCUUUGAAGAUGACCUUAAAGAUAGUGUCGCCACCAUGAGAACACUUGUCGGCCACACUGCCGAGCAAGACCAAAAAGCAAAGCUGGGGCAUUUCCUUCAGUCAACAGGGAUGAAUUCAAAAGUUCGACGAUCGGUCCUUGACUUUCAAUAUACCACAUUGAAGCAAACUAUUCUUCCACCUUACCACAAGUUUCUUUUGUGGAUGACGCUGCAUCCCGAUAAGUUUUUUACACAUGCACGAGAAUCGCAUGUCAUUCAAGACACCAAAAAGGUUCGACCACCACCAGGAAAGCUCAGUUCAAAGCAAGUUGGAGAGGAAUUGGCAAAUAUUGACAAGGGAAAAACGUGGAGCCAAUCAGCUCAGGCUGUUGACAAGACGCGGAUGUGGCCAUUGUUUUGCUUUGAGUUGAGUGUCAGCGUUGACCAAGAGGAAAAGAUGCUGCAUACAUUGAAAAAAGUUCGGCAGCUUCAAUUUAUCAAUGAACGCAGGUCACAGAUGGAAAGUGCAACGAAAAUGGCAACCCAUUUAAAGGAGGCAAUGAUGUACCAGAGUCAUGCUGUAUCAGUGCGAAGCGCAAAAACUUUAACUGAUAUUUUGACACCACAGCAGACCUUGAAAUACAAAGAAUGGAUGGGAUCAAAUAGGGAUCGUUGCAAGGCACAUUUUGAAAAUCGAAUGAAGUUGUCCAGAUCAGCUUCUUCACAACCAUCCGACAAGACAUCUUUGUCGGAUGUAUGCAGAAAGCUCGAGAAGAUUGUGAUAUCACAAGAAAUGUCAUGUACUGAUAAUCGACCAUUUCCUAUUUGA